AUAGGGUUUUGUCAUUAUAGGUCGUGUAGUAGCAUUCUACGUCUCUCCUUUUGGUUUGUCUCUUUAACUUGUGUGCUUGGGUGUCAUGAAGUCACGUGAACUCCUUUCAGGCCUCUCUUUCCUCAGACUCUUUAAAAGAGAUUUACCUUCACACUGAUUAGUCCCCUUUAGACCCUCUUUUCCACAUCUCGUCCUUCUUUGCAGGACAACAACAACAACAAGACUCUUAUUUGCUUUGCUUGGUUUCUCUAUCUGUCUGUCUGUCUGUCUGUCUCUCUCCCCCCUUUCUCUCUCUAGUUCUCUUCCUCCAUGAAUCCAGUUUAUCUGAUUAAUCCUCCACUACCCUCUCCAUUUCCUCUUGUAGAACCCAAUGAUGAUCGACACCUUCAAUUCUUUACUCCAUCGUCUGAUCAAGCUUCUUCUUCUUCUCUCUCAAAUUUUAUUUUCUCCAACCUAGCUCAAGAGCAAGGAGUAAGUUAUGAUAGAGAACAACAACAACAACAACAACAACAACAAGAGGCCAUCAAGUGUGUUUUACAAGUCAGAUCAAGUGAUCAUCAUGAGUUCCUUGAAUCUCCUUCACUUCCAACAGUGGAGAAUGGACUUACAAAUGAUCAUAGAGAAGACUAUCAAAAUAAUGGUGGAUCAGUUAAGUGGAUGUCCUCUAAGAUGAGAUUGAUCAGGAAGAUGACGGAUUCCGAUCGAACUGGUGCAGAUAAACAAGUGGAAAAUAAACACAAGUUUGAAGAUCAUCUGAGGCCACCAUCACCACCUUUAGACACAGACAACAGCAGCAACAGUUCCUCUAACAACUGCAACAACAACAACAACAGCAACACAAUUAGGGUUUGCAGUGACUGUUACACUACCAAGACCCCUCUUUGGAGGAGUGGCCCAAGAGGACCCAAGUCACUUUGCAACGCCUGUGGAAUUCGACAAAGGAAAGCAAGACGAGCCAUGGCGGCGGCGGCGGCGGCGGCGGAAGCAGCAAGCAGCGGAGUUCUUAGGAAUGAGACAACAUCUAUGAGGACAAAGGUGCAAAAGGAGAAGAGAACAGACAAAGGGUACGUCCAGCAAUACAAGAAACGGUGCAAACACACCAGCCCUAGUAGCAGAAAGAAUGAGCUUUGUUUUGAAGAUUUCACUAUCAAUUUGAGUAAGAAUUUGGCUUUCCACCAAGUGUUUCCACAAGAUGAGAAGGAAGCUGCGAUCCUGCUAAUGGCGCUAUCUUGUGGUCUUGUUCAUAGUUGAAUACUUGAAUCACUUCACCCACCCUACCUUCCCUCCUAUUUGUUGGGUUUGAGGAACUUGUAUUGCUUUAGCUUAUUAGCUAUGAUAGAACUAAUGUGUGUGUGUGUGUGUGUAGUCAUUGUGGUAGAGAGAGAUUGGAGUUAUAAGAUGGAACAUUAAGAUCAGGUGAGGUACCAAAACCAAUAGGAGUGUGACUUUUUCCUCUUCUUUUUGCUUAGUGAUCUCUUGAGUCUGUGGCAGCAGUGUGGUGAUCAAGUUAUUGUUUCUUGUUCAUCAUGAAUAGGUAAUUUGAAUAGAGAAAGUAAUAAAAUUUCUAGGGUUUCUUAGCUGCA
This is a messenger RNA of Macadamia integrifolia, 1583 nucleotides long. Its product is annotated as GATA transcription factor 21-like. The transcript has 3 exons. The record is from RefSeq and is a predicted model, not a curated record. Bases 310 to 1251 code for a protein of 313 amino acids. Lineage: Eukaryota; Viridiplantae; Streptophyta; Magnoliopsida; Proteales; Proteaceae. Gene Ontology annotation, molecular function: zinc ion binding; sequence-specific DNA binding. Gene Ontology annotation, biological process: regulation of DNA-templated transcription.